This is a messenger RNA of Fomitopsis serialis, 204 nucleotides long. RefSeq lists its product as uncharacterized. NCBI's taxonomy places the organism in Eukaryota, Fungi, Basidiomycota, Agaricomycetes, Polyporales, Fomitopsidaceae. The transcript has 3 exons. Bases 1 to 204 code for a protein of 67 amino acids. The record is from RefSeq and is a predicted model, not a curated record.
AUGUCCGAAUCUAAGGCGACUGAAGUAAAGCCGAACGGCUCGGAGCCUCAAGUUGCCCCAGACUCCGUCCCAACCCUGCCAGAGAUCAAGCCCACGGAGCCUCUAUCUGACACGAUCGACGACGAUGAGUUCGAGGAGUGGAAGCCGAGAGGACCACCGAAGCUGAACGUUGCUGGUCCCAAGACGGGCGUAAAGUUGCGUUGA